Molecule: messenger RNA, 744 nt
Organism: Odobenus rosmarus divergens (Pacific walrus)
Lineage: Eukaryota; Metazoa; Chordata; Mammalia; Carnivora; Odobenidae
Product: forkhead box protein J3-like
Exons: 3
Coding region: 1-744 (247 amino acids)
Biological process (GO): regulation of transcription by RNA polymerase II
Cellular component (GO): nucleus
Molecular function (GO): RNA polymerase II cis-regulatory region sequence-specific DNA binding; DNA-binding transcription factor activity, RNA polymerase II-specific
Source: RefSeq, a predicted model, not a curated record
AUGGGUUUGUAUGGACAGGCUUGUCCAUCUGUAACUUCAUUAAGGAUGACAUCUGAACUGGAGAGCAGCCUAACAUCUAUGGACUGGUUACCACAGCUCACCAUGAGAGCAGCCAUCCAAAAAUCUGAUGCUACACAAAAUGCACAUGGAACAGGAAUUUCCAAGAAGAAUGCGCUCCUUGACCCAAAUACAACACUGGACCAGGAAGAAGUCCAACAGCACAAAGAUGGGAAACCUCCAUACAGUUAUGCCAGCCUCAUUACAUUUGCAAUUAAUAGCUCACUCAAAAAGAAAAUGACUCUAAGUGAGAUUUACCAGUGGAUUUGUGAUAACUCCCCGUAUUAUAGAGAGGCUGGCAGUGGUUGGAAGAAUUCCAUACGACAUAAUCUGUCACUGAACAAGUGUUUCCUUAAAGUGCCUCGAUCAAAGGAUGACCCAGGGAAGUCCAAGGGGUCCUACUGGGCAAUAGACACCAAUCCAAAGGAAGAUGUGCUGCCUACUCGGCCAAAGAAGAGAGCACGAUCUGCAGAGCAGGGGGUGGCCAUUCCCCCAGCCCCGCUCAAGGCGGACAUCACUAAUCAGUCACAGCAGGGCAGGUGCUGCGACUCAUCUGCCCUGCUCUUUUCUAAGAAGCUGGGAGGCAGCUGUGAACCCCUCAACACCGCAUUGCAGGACACCAUUACCUAUCAGAGGAUCACAUCUACGCUAUUUGCCAUUCCUGUGAUCCCACACCAUCAGCCUUGA